Megalobrama amblycephala (Wuchang bream) is the source of this 668-nucleotide messenger RNA. Its product is annotated as leukotriene A-4 hydrolase-like. The record is from RefSeq and is a predicted model, not a curated record. Gene Ontology annotation, molecular function: metallopeptidase activity; zinc ion binding; epoxide hydrolase activity. The coding region runs from base 11 to 358 and encodes 115 amino acids. The transcript is spliced from 3 exons. Gene Ontology annotation, cellular component: nucleus; cytosol. Gene Ontology annotation, biological process: leukotriene biosynthetic process; peptide catabolic process. Lineage: Eukaryota; Metazoa; Chordata; Actinopteri; Cypriniformes; Xenocyprididae.
AUUUUUUGAAAUGCGUCUGUCUGUUUCCUCCAUGUAUUGUCUGUAUCAGGAGCCCCUUCCUCUGUCCCAUGUGAAGAAGAUGCAGGAGGUCUACCAGCUGAACAGUGUUAAAAAUGCAGAGGUUCGCUUCAGGUGGUUGCGUGUCUGUGUGAGGGCACAUUGGGAGGAAGCCGUUCCCCUGGCGCUGAAGAUGGCUACCGAACAGGGCAGAAUGAAAUUCACUCGCCCGCUCUUUAAGGAAGUUUACAACUUCUGCAAGUACAGCGACGAGGCAGUGAAGACUUUUAAGGAGCACCGUGGAGCACUGCACCCUGUCACAGCGAUGCUGGUGGCCAAAGAUCUGAAAAUUGAUGGCUAAAAUGCUGCUCUCUGACCUCCUUAUGUGCAGGCAGUGUUUCUGUGCUUCAGCUUAGUGCUUGGAUGCAAACCUGCAUCUCACAACUUUAGCAAAUGGAUUAAUGUGCAGAAUGUUUCUCUCAUUGGCCAAAGCUUGGCUUUUUAAUGUCUUGGAGGUUUCAGUCUCAGGGCUUAGAACAAAAAAUGAGGAGUUUCAGUAUCAUGAAGUUUAGUGUUAAAAAAGAGCAUAUCUUGGUAUGAAGGAUCCACUAUAUCCCUUUAUAUGAUAAGUCAAAAGUAAUGUUCUGUAAUAAACUCAUGUGUACAAGAAA